UACCAAGGAUCUUGCCAUUGCGGUGGAAUCAACUGGACGGCCAAAUUGAGUACUGCAGAGCAUGUUCUAUGCCAUUGCUCGACCUGCCAGAAGUUGGGUGGUGGUCCGUACAGUUGCAACCAGAUCAUUCCAAAAGACGAUCUCAAGAUUGUCAGUGGGACGCCGAAUGUGUAUACCUACACUGGCGCAUCAGGCAAGUCAGUACGGUGCUACUUCUGCGGCACCUGUACUUCUCACAUCUAUCACCAUCAGGAUGUGAUGCCUGAUAAGAUUAUCGUGCGUACACUCCUACUCGACGGAGGCCCUCAGAUGCCGGCUACUGGAGAGAUUUUCGGCGAAGGUAGAUUGAGCUGGGUCAGAGAACUGCAAGAUACUUUGAAGUAG
This is a messenger RNA of Aureobasidium pullulans EXF-150, 384 nucleotides long. RefSeq lists its product as uncharacterized. The annotation marks the transcript as partial. Lineage: Eukaryota; Fungi; Ascomycota; Dothideomycetes; Dothideales; Saccotheciaceae. The transcript is spliced from 2 exons. The record is from RefSeq and is a predicted model, not a curated record. Gene Ontology annotation, molecular function: carbon-sulfur lyase activity.